Merops nubicus (carmine bee-eater) is the source of this 2684-nucleotide messenger RNA. RefSeq names its product protein tyrosine phosphatase, non-receptor type 3 (gene PTPN3). Bases 19 to 2082 code for a protein of 687 amino acids. Lineage: Eukaryota; Metazoa; Chordata; Aves; Coraciiformes; Meropidae. Gene Ontology annotation, biological process: protein dephosphorylation. The record is from RefSeq and is a predicted model, not a curated record. The transcript has 17 exons. Gene Ontology annotation, cellular component: cytoplasmic side of plasma membrane; cytoplasm; cytoskeleton. Gene Ontology annotation, molecular function: protein binding; protein tyrosine phosphatase activity.
CUCCAUAAUCUAGAUCUUAUGAUUGGGAUUGCAUCCAGUGGAAUUGCUGUGUAUAGAAAGCUCAUCUGCACAAGCUUCUAUCCCUGGGUGAACAUAUUAAAAAUUUCCUUUAAAAGGAAAAAGUUUUUUAUUCAACAACGUCAAAAACAUAAUGAAUCCAGAGAGCAUAUUGUUGCCUUCAACAUGCUAAAUUACAGAGCAUGCAAAAAUCUAUGGAAAUCUUGUGUAGAACAUCAUACAUUUUUUCAGGCAAAGAAGUCACUACCUCAUGAAAAAAAGAUACUGUCACAUUAUUUGACACUGGGUUCUAGAAAUCCAGCAAAAUCUGUAAACAGCCAGUACUGCAGAAAAGUUAUAGGUGGGAUGGUUUGGAACCCAUCUAUGAGACGAUCUCUGUCUGUUGAGCAUCUAGAGACCAAAAGCCUUCCUUCUCGAUCACCUCCUGUUACCCCUAAUUGGCGGAGUCCUAGACUACGUCAUGAAAUCCGUAAACCACGACACUCAUCUGUAGAUAACCUUACAAAUGAGAUUAGUUAUAUUACGGAAACAGAGGAUGUUUUUUAUACAUAUAAGGGUUCUCCAACAUCGAAGGACAGUGAUUCAGAGUUCUCUCAGAACCGUAGUCCACAGAGGAGGAAUGUUUUGGGAAACAGUCCAACAAGGAGUCCUCUGACCCGUAUCUCGCCUAAAACCUUGGCUCAGUCUCCCAAUGGACUUGGUAACUUUUCUGGCUCUUACCCAUUGGAAGGGGUGGAUAAACAGUUCUUAGAAACAUAUGAUAACGUUACAAGAAGUAGCUCAACGGAAGAUUCCAGUCAGUACUACUGUGAUAAGAAUGAACUAAUUGAGGGAGAUUUGCUUUUGGUGCGUAUCAUUCCAGAUGAAGAUGGGAAGUUUGGGUUUAAUCUAAAGGGUGGUGUAGAUCAGAAAAUGCCACUAGUGGUGUCAAGAAUAACUCCAGGAUCACCUGCUGAUAAAUGCAUUCCAAAACUGAAUGAAGGUGAUCAGAUAGUAUUAAUUAAUGGCCGAGAUAUCUCAGAGCACACACAUGACCAGGUGGUCAUGUUCAUAAAAGCCAGCAGAGAAUCUCACACGAGAGAGCUUGCACUUCUGGUCAGGCGGAAAGUAGUUAAACAGUUUGCGGAGCCUAAAUCAGAAGAUGAAGCUGAUUCCCACAAUCCUCCAGAAUCUCUUCUUCCUAUGUGUUCUGAAUAUGGUGGUGACACACUGGAGGAGUCUAUGGAGCAGCUAAGGAGAGGGCUGGAAAGCGGGACUGUCCUUAUUCAGUUUGAGCAACUUUACAGAAAGAAACCAGGGUUGGCUGUUACAUGUGCAAAGGUACCUCAGAAUAUGGACAAGAAUAGAUACAAAGAUGUUCUACCUUAUGAUGCCACAAGGAUAAUAUUGCAAGGAGAUGAAGAUUACAUUAAUGCUAAUUACGUGAAUAUGGAAAUUCCUUCUGUGGGCAUUGUGAACAGGUACAUUGCUACUCAGGGGCCUCUUCCACACACAUGUGCACACUUCUGGCAAGUAGUCUGGGAUCACAAGUUGUCACUGAUCAUCAUGUUAACGACUCUCACUGAACGAGGACGGACCAAAUGUCAUCAGUAUUGGCCUGAUCCACCAGAUGUAAUGGAAUAUGGCAGCUUUCGUGUCAGAUGCCACUCUGAAGAUUGUACAAUUGCUUAUGUUGUUAGAGAAAUGGUGAUUACAAAUGUUGAGACAGAACAACAACACACAGUCACCCAUCUCCAGUAUGUUGCUUGGCCUGAUCAUGGUGUUCCUGAUGACUCCAUGGACUUCUUGGAGUUUGUGACCUGUAUGAGACCAAAGAGAGUAGAGAAUGAGCCAGUCCUUGUUCACUGCAGUGCUGGAAUCGGUCGCACUGGUGUAUUGGUCACUAUGGAAACGGCCAUGUGCUUAAUUGAAAGAAACCAACCUGUUUACCCACUGGAUAUUGUACGGAAGAUGCGAGACCAGCGAGCUAUGAUGGUGCAGACGUCAAGUCAAUACAAAUUUGUUUGUGAAGCUAUUCUUCGUGUUUACAAAGAAGGAUUGGUUCGACCACUGGAUUCCAGUUAGCACAGCAACGAAGGAUGAAUUCUUUCUUCUCCUAAAAAGACUGCUCUUUAAGUAAAGCAAGGGCUUGUUUCUGAAAGCAACCAGAAUGGACUAGAAGCCCAUGAAAAGACAGAUGAGCACAUUUGAACUGUGGCACUUUAAAUUUCUCAAGAAGAUUGCUAAAUCAUGUACAGUAUAAUGAAGUCGUGUAGAUAAAUAUAUGGGAGCAUUUGUGUGUAAUAUGCUUUGUUCACAUAAACAGCCAUAAACAAUCAUGGAAACCUUAAUACAUAUCUUUUACUGCCUUAAAACACCCUUCACUUUGGAAUUUACAAAUGUCCUUUUGUUGCCUUUGAAAUAGCAAGAAGAAAACUCCGUAGUAUUUAAAUGAUUUGGCUUAAGAGGGUAUUUAGUAUCUUUGUAUUGUAUGAAAGUUCAUUGAAGGUGAAUUUUUUUAACUUUCUUAUUGGGAGAAUAUUCAUGGAAAAGUAACCUUAACUUAUAAAAGGCUGAUGAAGAGCUUUAAAGGCAAAUGCAUAACUACUGUACACUAAAAGCUGGAGAAAUUAAGUAUUCAUUUACCAUAAAUCUGUUAGUAAGUUUGCCAGCUGUUAUGAUAUGCU